AUGCAACAGGAUGUGCUCGACGAAAAAAGAGUAGUAGCAACAAAGCGGGUGUACAUUCCUCCACAUAACUCAAUACUCGUGCCGGCGCGAUGUGAAGGAAGCAGUGAACUAGAAGAGAGGGUAGUGUGGCCAAGUAGGGAGGACCUACCCGUCGGGGUGUUCACAGUGAAGAAUCAGGAACUAGACAUUCCAGUCAUGAACUCCACGGGGACGCCAAUGAUUCUUAAAGAAGGAGAGGAGCUAGAACAAUGGGGCACUGAGAAUUGGAGAAGUAUGUGGGAAGAAAUGAAUCCACUAAUGAUGAACAAUGAGAUACCACACCUUGAUAGGGAGGAACGCCGUAACAUCCUGUACGCACAGCUGAAGGAAGGGUCCAAGGUAGAGCAACUGGAUGACGACUUGAAACAAUUGGUAGACGAAUUCGAGGAGGCAUUUGCCUUGCUCGACCCAGAAUUGACAGGAACAGACAGAGCAGAAAUAAGAGCCAAAAUGGAAUUAGAAGGCGAAGAACAAACCCAUGGACUGGUAAAGGAAGGCGGCACAGCAUUCGCAGCUCCAGCGUCAGCAGUGUUAUUGGAACGAUAUGGACCAAAAUGA
Messenger RNA from Cylicocyclus nassatus, 597 nucleotides. NCBI's taxonomy places the organism in Eukaryota, Metazoa, Nematoda, Chromadorea, Rhabditida, Strongylidae. The record is from the annotation of a GenBank genome assembly.